CCAGAGAGAGAGAGAGAUAGAUAGAGAGUUAUUGUAAUCGAUUGAUAAACAACAUGCACAGUGAGGCGACGUGAGAUCGAUAUCUAGAUGUUGUGUUUAGUUGGAAGACUUCUUGUGUCCGUCUAGUUGGAGAUAUUAAAGACAAAAUAUGUCACUGGGGCGAUAUAUAUUUUUGCGCUGAAUAUGCAUAUAAAUUUUGAUAUUGAAACAUUUUAAAGGCUAAUUAGUGUCGGGAGGGAAGACUGGGAAAGAGAAGACUUGGGGAGAGAUUCGAAGACUGGGGAAAAGAGACUGGGGGAGUGAAGACUAUCAGUUCUCAUAAAGCCGACCUCAGUUAGAUCGGGCAGUUAUGGUGAAGCCAUUUAAAAGACGAUGCAUUGUAACAUUCUUCGCUGGAACUGUCUUAAUAUAUACAACAAUUAACAUAUACGUAACAAUUUGCAAUCGACGAAGAUUGAAACCUCCAACUUUUAUGCAAAAGUAUCUUGGACAAAAGCCAAAGAUUCAUUUUGAAGAUGGGUACACAUCAGCAACACUAGGUUCUAGGUUUCAAGCGUGUAUCCAUCCAAAUCUGUCACUAUGGAACAAGGAAUUUGAAAACUAUUUUGAAAAGGUCGAACCAAUAAAAUGUACCGAUGAAAUGGACUGGGUAUAUACCGGAAAUGGGAGGUUUUACAUUUCACAGUCUGCAGUAAAUAAAUAUGGCGAAAUCAAAUGCGCAUAUGUGCCGGUUGUAAAUUCUAAUGACGAAAGUAAAGAUUUAAAGCCCACCAUCCCAAUGUUAAACGGAAGUGCGCUUGUUUCUGACGCUUUCAAAGUUUCAUGCAAAUCUGCAAAAGGACAUAAAUAUGCUAAUGUUCAUGCAUGCAUUGCUCCAACUACGAACAGAGUACCAUUUGCAAACGCAUCAGCAACAGAUAGAUAUAAUGUAUUAGUUUUCGGAUUUGAUUCGAUUUCACGUCAGACGUUUAUGAGAUUAUUGCCAAAAACUCACAAGUAUUUCACUGAAGUAUUGGGUGGUUCCCUGCUUGAAGGUUAUAACAUUGUUGGAGAUGGUACCACUCAAGCCUUAAUGCCAAUUCUUACGGGAAAACGGGAAACAGAAAUACCAGAAGUUCGGAGAGGAAAGCGGGGAGCAAAGUAUGUUGACCAAAUACUAGAAUUUAUUUGGAAACGUUAUGAAAGGAAAAAUUACGUAACACAGUGGGGCGAAGACCUUGCAAAUAUAGGAACCUUUAAUUAUAGACUGCUUGGGUUCAAGGACCAGCCUGUCAAUCACUAUAUGAGACCGUUCUACUUGGCUGCCAUGCCCAUUUAUGGUCACUUUAACCGGUACUGUUUAGGUUCCAGAACGAGACACGCGGUUUAUAUUGAUUGGCUAAAAGAAGGAUUGGAGUCUAAUAAAGGGAGAAACUUCUUUACAUUUGGAUUUUUCUCAGAGUAUUCACACAGCAACAACAACCCUGUCGUGUUGGCAGACGAUAACAACGUCGCUUUCUUUGAAUACCUUAGAAAUAAUAAAUAUCUUGAUAAAACGUUUCUUAUAGUUAUGAGUGAUCAUGGUGCAAGGUUUGGAUCUAUUCGAAUGACAGAGCAGGGUAAACUAGAAGAAAGAAUGCCAUAUUUUGGUGUGUACGUACCGCCUAAAUUCAAAACAACAUACCCCGAAAAGUAUGAAAAUCUUUUAACCAACACAAAACGGCUAGUUAUUCCGUCAGACAUUCAUGAGACUUUCUUGGACAUAAUUGGGGGAAACAAUCAUCAAAGGUAA
Molecule: messenger RNA, 1771 nt
Organism: Ruditapes philippinarum (Manila clam)
Lineage: Eukaryota; Metazoa; Mollusca; Bivalvia; Venerida; Veneridae
Exons: 2
Coding region: 350-1771 (473 amino acids)
Source: RefSeq, a predicted model, not a curated record